Hydractinia symbiolongicarpus is the source of this 1526-nucleotide messenger RNA. RefSeq lists its product as uncharacterized. Lineage: Eukaryota; Metazoa; Cnidaria; Hydrozoa; Anthoathecata; Hydractiniidae. The transcript has 2 exons. The record is from RefSeq and is a predicted model, not a curated record. Bases 105 to 1082 code for a protein of 325 amino acids.
UAAUAAUAAUAAUAAUAAUAAUAAUAAUAAUAAUAAUAAUAAUAAUAACCAUAGGAGAUUAUUUUUGUUCCGCUACAGCAUUCGUUUGUAUUACUUAGCAGAACAUGGCUAACAGGCAACUGCGAAGUGAAGUUUUGAAACGCGCCCUGAAGGCAUGCAUCGUCCAACCGGUAAUAAGAAAAUAUCAGGUAGUAGCCGUUCGUGCGAUGUGGGGAAGUGAUGUUGAUGCCCGCGAGGUCAUUUGGGGCAAGAGAAUGCAGAUGGAGAACAUAUUGCUUAGCAACGAACAAGUAUCCUGUUUUUUUUCUUGUAUUACCUAUAUGGCCAGACCUCGUAAGAGAAAGUCGAUGAGGAAUGAAGGGGAGAAAGAAGAAGGAGCCGACUCUAGCAGUGAAGGUGAUAACAGAAACGGCGCAAAUGCGCCUGAAACAUUUCCUGGCAUUUCUUUCUGGAUCGCGUGCGACUUGCCAAACUGUACCUUAAGUCAAUUUGAAACAAAUUUGUCGAAGUCUUUUAUGCAAGCCGGAUUGAAUUUAACAACGUGCAAUGCUAUACAGACAAGAGGUAAAUACUUGAACCUUUUAGUACUUGAAAUACUGUCAAUGUUUUUCGAAUAUUUUACGCCACAUUUGAUAUUUGUAGGCAAAACCAGUGCAUUGCAAGCAUUCUCAGGAUCGUUAUACCAAGUCUUGAAAGACCACAAUAGGGAAGAAGCAAAACGGAUAGUUGAGAUAUCCCAUCGCACAAUGAUUAGGAGUGCAGCUAGAGAUGAAGGUGUUCAACUUGACCACGUUGCUGUAAUGGAAAGCGAACAGUACUCGAUGAAACCCUGUCAGUUAAUUCUAACAAAAAAUAUUGAUAAAGAGGUAUAUCAAGAUGUAAUUCGUGGUUUAUCCGAAAUCAGAUUUACAUCGCUUGAUUUAAAAGUAAUUGAUAAAUCGGAAGGCACAGAAGUAACUAUUCCCGUUAAGCCAACUAACAAACUUUGUCAAUCCGUGGAUAUAGUUCGAAGGAUGAUGGAGAGGAAUAGCUUUGGACUGUGCAAUGGAGGUGUAUAUAAAAAAAUAGGAGAAGGCAGAUAGACAUACGUUUACUGUUGUUCGGUGAAAAGCUAUCUCUAUCGCUCGUUGAAAAACAAAGCAAUCGCCAACGAAAUUACGCCAAAUUUACGAGAGUUGGUAUUUUUGCUGUCGGACGGCGAGUGUCAAAUAAUUGAUCAAAUAACUCUGGAUUACAAUUACAUUGAAUGCUUGCCAAAUGGAGUUUGUUAUAACAUCGCCAAAAAAUGUUUCGAUGUCAAGCCAAAUUUAAAGGGAUCUCCCCUAGCAUUCGUACAGUUCUUUUAUCGUGAGGGAAAAAAUCCCGAACCAAAGCCAUUUAUAGAAGGUAAUUGUUUUUACUUUUCUUUUAACGCGUUAAGAAAAUGUGUUUUUUUUCUUUUAACGCGUUGUAACAUAUCAAGGUGGUAGUUGUAACGUGUUGUAACGUAUUGUAACUUGUUGUAACGCAUUGUCAGUAAAAAAAUG